Molecule: messenger RNA, 3920 nt
Organism: Epinephelus fuscoguttatus (brown-marbled grouper)
Lineage: Eukaryota; Metazoa; Chordata; Actinopteri; Perciformes; Serranidae
Gene: gria1b
Product: glutamate receptor, ionotropic, AMPA 1b
Exons: 16
Coding region: 212-2830 (872 amino acids)
Biological process (GO): modulation of chemical synaptic transmission; synaptic transmission, glutamatergic
Cellular component (GO): postsynaptic membrane; dendritic spine; plasma membrane
Molecular function (GO): transmitter-gated monoatomic ion channel activity involved in regulation of postsynaptic membrane potential; AMPA glutamate receptor activity
Source: RefSeq, a predicted model, not a curated record
ACACACUCUGACAGUCAGAGUCGACGCGGCAGCAGAGCUCAGCGCUCAGCUCUGGAUGUUUGGUGAGAGGGAGGCUCACAGAGACACGGACACAGAGGACCGGAGCGGACUGCCGGUGGAUGUGUGAGUCUGUGCCCGGGCUGCGGUGGAUCUGUGCCGGCCCCGCUGUGAAUGGGAUUACGCCGGUUGUUCCGCGUCUCCCGGAGGAACCAUGCGGCCGCAGAGCUUCUCGGUCCCCUCGGUGCUGCUCCCGCUGCUGCCGCCGCUGCUGCUGCUGCUCGGGCUCUGCAGCGGCACAAGUUUCCCAAGUAACAUCAACAUAGGAGGCCUUUUCCCCACCGGCUCCCAUGAGUACGAGGUGUUUCGCUUCGCCCUGGCGCAGCACCAGGACGUCCCCAAACUGGUGCCACAGGUCGACAUGGUGGACACGGGGAGCAGCUUCGCCAUGACCUACGCCUUCUGCUCCCAGUUCUCCAAAGGUGUGUACGCCAUCAUGGGUCUGUACGACCGGCGGACGGUCAACAUGCUGAUGUCUUUCUGCGGCUCUCUACACGUCUGCUUCGUCACGCCGUCCUUCCCCGUUCACACCAACAACCAGUUUGUCCUGCAGCUGCGGCCCCAGCUGCAGGAGCCCCUCAUGGCCCUGCUGGAGCACUUCUACUGGACCAGGUUCGUCUACAUGUACAGCUCCGACUCAGGUCUGACGGUGCUGCAAAGGAUCUUGGACACGGCGGCGGAGCGCAGCUGGCAGGUCACCUCCGUUAACUUGGACACUCUGACAGAAGCCGGCUUCAUCAAGCUGCUCGCCGACCUCGACUACAAGAAGGACUUUCAGAUCAUCAUCGACUGCGAGCUCGAACGACUCAACUCCAUCGUCAACCUGAUUGCUGCUCAGAGGAGGAACUUGAAGAACUACCAUUACAUCCUGGCCAAUCUGGGCUUCAUGGACCUGAACAUGACAGAGUUCCAGAAGCUUGGUCCAAACGUGACGGGCUUCCAGCUUGUGAACCGGUCCGAUCCGGCUGUGGAGAAGAUCAACCAGGACUGGCUGGACUUCGACAGCAAAGACCUCAAACUAGCCCGCAGGAGUCUCAGGUACACAGGAGCUCUGACGUACGACGGCGUCAGCGUCAUGGCGACAGCCUUCCAGAACCUGCGGCGGCAGCGGAUCGACAUCUCUCGCCGUGGCAAUGCAGGGGAGUGUCUGGCGAACCCUCCGGCUCCCUGGGGACAGGGCAUCGACAUACAGAGAGCUCUGCAACAGGUGCGUCUGGAGGGGCUGACGGGUCGCGUCCAGUUUGACGAGCGAGGACAUCGAACCAACUACACUCUGAGUGUGAUGGAGCUGAGACUCACGGGGCCCAGGAAGAUCGGCUACUGGAACGAGAAGAGAGGCUAUGUGAACACAGCCGUCUAUAAGCCGGUGCUGGAGGAGUUCUACGGUCUGCUGAACAGAACCUACAUCGUCACCACCAUACUGGAAGCUCCCUACAUGAUGCUGAAGAAGAACCAUGAGCAGUUUGAAGGAAAUGAAAGGUACGAAGGUUACUGCGCAGAACUGGCCGCAGAAAUCGCCAAACACGUGGGCUUCGUCUAUCGGCUCGAGCUGGUGGGCGACGGAAAGUACGGAGCCAGAGACAGCGAAACGAAGAUGUGGAACGGCAUGGUGGGAGAACUGGUGUACGGGAAGGCGGACGUGGCGGUCGCUCCGCUCACCAUCACUCUGGUCAGAGAGCAGGUGAUCGACUUCACCAAACCCUUCAUGUCUCUGGGAAUCUCCAUCAUGAUCAAGAAACCCACCAAAUCCAAACCGGGAGUCUUUUCCUUCCUCGACCCGCUCGCCUACGAGAUCUGGAUGUGCAUCGUCUUCGCCUACAUUGGAGUCAGCGUCGUCCUCUUCCUGGUGAGUCGUUUCAGCCCGUACGAAUGGCACGGUGAAGACUCUGAUGAUGAAGAUGAAACUCUGCCUUCUUCUGGUUCUCGACGAGCUCUGCCGACCUCUUCCUCUGAGCUCACUCACUCUCCAGGGUUUUCUCAGAACCAGAACCAGCAGAAAGAAAAGGAGACUCCAGAACACACCAACGACUUUGGGAUCUUUAAUUCUCUCUGGUUCUCACUGGGAGCCUUCAUGCAGCAGGGCUGUGACAUCUCCCCCAGGUCACUCUCAGGUCGAAUCGUGGGAGGAGUUUGGUGGUUUUUCACCCUCAUCAUCAUCUCCUCCUAUACAGCCAACCUGGCAGCCUUCCUCACUGUGGAGAGGAUGGUGUCCCCCAUAGAGAGCGCCGAGGACCUGGCCAAGCAGACCGAGAUCGCCUAUGGUACCCUGGACGGAGGAUCCACUAAAGAGUUCUUCAGGCGGUCAAAGAUUGCAGUUUUUGAGAAGAUGUGGUCGUACAUGCGAAGUGCAGACCCUUCAGUGUUCGUCAAGAACACUAACGAGGGCGUGAUCAGAGUCAGGAAGUCGAAGGGGAAGUAUGCCUACCUCCUGGAGUCGUCCAUGAACGAGUACAUCGAGCAGAGGAAGCCCUGUGACACCAUGAAAGUGGGGGGAAACCUGGACUCUAAAGGUUACGGAGUGGCCACACCCAAAGGAUCGCCCCUCAGUGUUUCAGUCUGUCUGCCUGUUCCUGAUCUGUCGGCCUGUUUACCUGUCUGUUGUCAUGUUCUCUGUUCUGCCUGUCUGACUGCGACCUGCCUGUCUCUCUGCCUCUACAGUCAUGAUACUGACAACCCUACUAACAUUCAUAUCUAUCUACCUAUCUAUCUAUCUAUCUAUCUAUCUAUCGUUCUGUCUCUAACUGUGCUGCUGUCAGAUAAAACACCGCAUUAAAGGGAUAGUGCACCCCAAAAUGAAAAUUCAGCCAUUAUCUACUCACCCAUAUGCCGAGGGAGGCUCAGGUGAAGUUUUAGAGUCCUCACAUCACUUGCAGAGAUCCAAGGGGAGAGGAGGUAGCAACACAACUCCACCUAAUGGAGGCUGACGGCGCCCCAGAUUCAAACGUCCAAAAACACAUCAUUGAAACCACAAAAUAUCUCCAUACUGCUCGUCCGUAGUGAUCCAAGUGUCCUGAAGCCCCGACAUAAAAAGUUGUUUGGAAAAACGUCAUCUGAACUCUGUUUUUAGCCUCACUGUAGCCUGUAGCUCUGACUGCCUCUCUGGGCACCACGCUCACGUGUGUGCGCUUGCAUGCGAGACCAGGAAAGCACGUGAACACACAUGAAGGCGGUGCCCAUGUCUCAUGCAAGCGCACACAAGUGAGCAUGUCAGUGGUGUGAACUGGCCGGUCUGAGCUCGACUCAGCGGGCUGAUGGUGUCACCUGACACUCAGCUAUUAACCCCAUUAUUCUCACCAGUAGUAAACGGGCCGCGGUGGUAAAUUAUUAACAACCGUAGUAUUUAAAGGCUUCGACAUUACGUGUUCUUUUAUCUGUAAGUGUUAGCUCACUGUUUUAUAUGUUUUGGUGUAAUUUAUUAUCGUGCUGCAGCAGCCGCUCCUCCUGCUGUCUGAGCGUCGGGCAGGUGCAUCACCUUUACGCACACACAGACACACAAACAUGGAGUAGAGACAUCAUGGCAGAGACAGAGAGGUGAAGAUAACGAGCUGACGACAACUACGCUAGUUAUUGUGAGUGUAAUGAAACCUCCGCGAGGAAAAGUCAAUACUUAAUCACUACACCUGAUCAGCAACAUGUUUACAUGUAGAAAAGUAUCUUAAAACUUACCUGAAGGUCAUGUGACCUGUGGUCAUGUGACUGCAGGCAGUGAGUCUCCUCAGCAGCAGAGAGCACAGCAGGACUGAUACUGAUGUCUGUGUUCUUUAUUCUUUCUAAACUUCACUCAGUAUUGUGACGUCAGGAAUAUGAUUUGUUUUAUUGACGUGUUAGAUUUGUUUCCAGUCAGACAUUGAGUUUAUAUUGUG